UUUGGGAACCGGGAAGGCUCCUUCCCCAACAAGCCAGGCAGCCAGCUGAGCCACCCCACCCGCGUUCGGGCACCGUCGUCGUGCGCGCCUCAACUCAAAAACACAAACGGAAAACCAGAACCCCAGCACCACGCCCGACGCCGCCUCAAUCAACCCUCGCCUCCCCCCAUUUCUCUCCGCCUCCCGCUUUCCCGUCGCCGACGCCCAGAGACACCCACCCGCAAUCUGGCCUACCGCGGCGGCGAUGGCGACGGGCGGCGGGUGGGCGCCGGCACGGUCCGUCGAAAGGCAUGGCGCGCCCCGGGGCGGCGGCACGAGGUCCAAGUCGGUCGCGCCAGGUCUACGCCGCCCCUCCCCGUCCCCUGCGAGGUCGCGGGCCGCCACCGACAACGGCGGCAGCGCAGAUUCGUGCAGAGUGAGAGUUGCUGUAAGGCUCCGGCCGAACAAUUCAGAGGAUUUAGCUCAUGGCUCUGACUUUGAUAGUUGUGUUGAAUUGCAGCCUGAGUCCAAGAGGUUGAAACUGAAGAAAAAUAACUGGAGUUGUGAAUCCUACAAAUUCGAUGAGGUUUUCAGUGAAAACGCUUCACAGAAACGUGUGUACGAAGUUGUUGCAAAGCCAGUGGUUGAGAGUGUAUUAGAAGGCUAUAAUGGGACAGUAAUGGCCUAUGGUCAAACAGGUACUGGCAAAACGUAUACAGUUGGUCGACUUGGAAAAGAUGACCCUUCUGAACGUGGUAUAAUGGUCAGAGCAUUGGAGCACAUACUUUCUAGUAUGUCUUUUGAGACAGAUCGUGUUGCAAUAUCAUAUCUACAGUUGUACUUAGAAUCUGUUCAAGAUUUACUGGCUCCAGAGAAGACUAAUAUUCCAAUUGUAGAGGAUGCAAAAACCGGUGAAGUUUCCUUGCCAGGUGCUGCAAUAGUUGAAAUUAAAGACCUUGAACACGUUUUUCAUCUUCUACAAAUUGGUGAGGCAAAUCGUCAUGCUGCCAAUACUAAGAUGAAUACAGAGUCAUCUCGUAGCCAUGCAAUUUUAAUUAUCCAUUUGCAAAGGAGUUCAAGAAUAAAAGAGGAAAAGAGCUCUUUAUCUAAUGAUAUGCAUGACAUUUUCCCUGAUGAUUUGCCACUUGUUCUCAAAAGUAAACUCUUGAUUGUCGACCUUGCUGGAUCAGAACGAAUUGAUAAAUCAGGAAGUGAAGGUCACAUGAUUGAAGAAGCCAAGUUCAUCAAUCUCUCAUUAACUUCCUUAGGAAAGUGCAUUAAUGCACUAGCAGAAAACAGUCCGCAUAUACCAACAAGAGAUUCAAAGCUUACAAGGAUAUUCCGUGAUUCAUUUGGAGGGACCGCUAGGACUUCUCUUGUUGUGACAAUAGGUCCAUCUUCUAGACAUUACUCAGAAACUUCAAGCACGAUUAUGUUUGGGCAGAGGGCGAUGAAAGUAGUGAAUACAAUAAAGUUGAAGGAGGAGGUCGAUUACAAAAUUCUUUACAAGAAGAUGGAGCGUGAGGUUGACCAACUCACAUCAGAGAUGGAGAGACAACAGAAGCUCAUAAAAAGUGAGAAGAUGCAAUUGGAUAAAAAGUUGAAAGAAUCUGAGGGGUCCUUCCAUGAUUUAAGAAUGACCUCCAAUAUACGAAUCGAGAAUCUGGAGAAGGAAAAAUGUGAAUUGGAAUCUACAGUCAAAACUUUGAUGCGGGACUUAGAGGAAGAGAGAGGCCAAAAGAAUAUGUUAUCUGAACAGAUCGCGGAGCUUGAAAAAUUGCUCGACGAAAACAAGCAGCAGCAGCAGCUUGAGAACCUCUCAAGAACGAAAGUUCUUACUGAUACCACCAAAGAGCAUGAGAAGAAAAUGGAGGAAUUGCUGAGGCAACUUCAGGAAGAAAGGCAUUGUUCAUCAAGCUUGAAAGACCGUAUGAGCAUACUACAACAGGAACUGUGUGAUGCUCAGAGUUCUACCCAGUUGCAGGAAAGCAUGGCCCGUGAAUUGGAGAAGAAAUUAACCGAAGUGACUGAAGAAUUUACAUGUCAAGUACAAUCAUUAAAAGAAAAAAUCAGCGAACUCAUUUCAGAGAAGGAAGUGAUAUAUAAAGAGCUGAAGUCUACUCAAGAAAAGGUGCAGCAGGAAAUGUGGCAGAGGCAAGGCCUUGAAGAUCAAAUCCUAAGGUUGAAACAGUCCACAUCUGAUAAUUUUGCUGAAGAGUCUAAAACAUCAGAUUGUAUGGUUAGAACUGGAUCUGGAUUAGGCAAUGCAACUUUUGUGUCCAAAUCAGGAAAAAUAAGAGAGGCUCUAUCUGGUCAGAGGGGUACCAUAUCAAAGAUAUUUGAAGUUGGUCUUCCAAACGUGCUUGCUCUGUUGAAGUCUGAGGAUCUAGAUGUGCAGAUCCAUGCUGUCAAGGUGGUUGCUAAUCUUGCUGCUGAAGAUAUUAAUCAGGAAAAAAUUGUUGAGGAAGGAGGACUCGAUGCUCUUCUAUCCCUUCUAGAAACAUCAGAAAACACCACUAUUUAUCGAGUCACAGCUGGUGCUGUUGCUAACUUGGCAAUGAAUGGAUCAAACCAGGGUGUGAUUAUGAACAAAGGUGGAGCUCGAUUAUUAGCAAAUGUUGCUUCCAAAACUGAGGAUCCUCAAACUUUGCGAAUGGUGGCUGGUGCGAUUGCCAAUUUGUGUGGGAAUGAAAAGUUGCACUUGAUGUUGAAACAAGAUGGUGGAAUAAAAGCACUACUAGGAAUGGUUCGCAGUGGACAUGCUGAUGUCAUACCCCAGAUAGCACGAGGAAUAGCAAACUUUGCAAAAUGUGAAUCACGGGUGAUAAGCCAAGGUCACAGGAAAGGAAGGUCCCUUCUCAUCGAAGACGGUGUCCUUACUUGGAUGGUGGCCAAUUCGACUAGGUUUUCUGCUUCCACAAGAAGACACAUUGAGCUUGCCUUUUGCCAUCUGGCUCAGAACGAAGACAACACCUGUGAUAUCAUUGCUUCUGGGGGAAUCAAGGAGCUGCUUCGCAUAUCAAGAGAGUCCCCGAGAGAUGAUGCACGUAAUUUAGCUAAGAAGGCUUUAGAUUCAAAUCCAGCAUUUCUAAGAGAGGUCCAAUGAGUUUUCUCUUGGUAUCAUUAUGAUCAGGAAGUAAAGCUAUCCUUGUGGAGUUGUUCAUGAGAGUAUGAAUUCCUAUGUUAUGAUGUUCUUUGCCAUUGCCAUUCUCACAAGUCCCCGUGCCCCUUCUCACCAGCACACAUAACUAGGGGAAGAAAAUUGUCCUUGUGGAUGGCCAGAUGUUGGGCUCAUACAAGUUAGCCCUUCAGUUUCUCAUAUGUAAAAGGUUCGAGAUGACUACACUGGGAUGCGCAAGUACUGGCCUACGGAAGGUGCGGUGGUUCCUGUCAGAUUACGCCCGUGCUACACCAAAUACGACCGCGAGAAGUUCGUCAGCUACAGUGACCACUUCCAUGACGACGACAUAGCCGCACUGCUCCGCCACGCCUAUCAGACUCAUUGCAUAGGCUAUAGGUCCUCCAAAGCAUGUGCGUACGAUUGCUUCUUGAAUUCGCCACCUGGACCGAUCAACUUAGAUUCCUGCUAAUGUCUGUUCUGAAUCGUAUUAUCCCU
Messenger RNA from Panicum virgatum (switchgrass), 3595 nucleotides. Its product is annotated as kinesin-like protein KIN-UA. Gene Ontology annotation, biological process: microtubule-based movement. The record is from RefSeq and is a predicted model, not a curated record. Lineage: Eukaryota; Viridiplantae; Streptophyta; Magnoliopsida; Poales; Poaceae. The coding region runs from base 245 to 3085 and encodes 946 amino acids. The transcript is spliced from 20 exons. Gene Ontology annotation, molecular function: microtubule motor activity; ATP binding; microtubule binding.